GGCGAAGGUUCCUUGCAAAUAUUACCGCUCCCAUCAGCUGCUUAUAGGCAUCAGCUUCCAACCCACAUAGGACGGAAUAAUCGGACACGGAGGCCGACUUGUAUCGACCUCAUUUCCCAAGGGCAAGGCUCAUACCACCACAUGACUUCAACAACCUCCAAUGCUUCCACCGCGCGCAAUGUACCACCCUUUCCUCCCGAACUUUGGCUCAAGAUAUUUAGCCUUGCCACCGAUGUCCCUGGUCUGCUGAGUUGUGAUGGCCCAACUCCAUCUGAUCUACCGCUUUCCCUCGUCAAAGAGCACGAGCACGGACUGUUGAAAGAAUCUCUUAUCACAAAGAGGAAUAUUGUCCUUGUCUCCAGGACAUGGCACGCUCUCGCCACCGAGUUCCUUUAUCGGAGUGUCCUGGUCACUCACCCAGCUACUCUGUCUUCUUUGCUUGCCACCCUCAACAGCAGACCCUCUGGAGCAGCCCUCUCCGCUCAUGUAGGGUGGUGGACGAGACGACUUGAUGUCUUGAUGCAAGAUGACCGUUGUGAGGCCACUGAUUACGCCCUCCUGGCCAACAUCAUUCGACGGUUCCCAAACUUGUCGAUCGUUAAUUUAUCCAUGCCCAUGCUUCCCUAUAAUGAUUGCUGGCUUCGACAGCUACCCCAAUCAGUCGUGAUGGCGCUAGCUGAAUCUUGCGGUCCAUCAUUGCGCGUAUUUGAUUGUUCUGAGUCCAUUUUGCGCCCCUGCAGAGAGGAUCUGAUGACGCUGAUAGCUGCAGCACCAAAUUUGAGCGUGCUCCGCUGCCCGAUUUGCUCGCCCAGUGCAGGGGACAAGUCUCCAUCUGCCAGACUCGAUGUGCCCGUCAUGACCAAGUUGCAGUCGGUGUCACUCAUGUCAGUCUUUUUGCGGGAUUACCUGCCAGACGAUAGAAACGCCAACCACUUCCCAGCUCUCCGAAAACUCACCUACGACUGCAUCCCUCCUCCAUUCCUUGACCAUACUUGGAAACAUUUUGUGAAGCUGAGCUGCGCGAAUGUUACUACCGUGCACCUCGACUAUUCCCUUCAAGCCGACUCUCUUCAAAAGGAGCUAGAUCUCCUCGGCGAAUGUUGUUCGUCUUUGAAUGACCUCGUGAUUUACAUCCGUUCAUGGACGGAGAUCAAACCGAAUCUCACCCUCCCUCCUUCCGUUUCAUAUCUGGGACUACAUUCCAAGUUACGCGAGGCACCCGCGUUCCAUUUCAAGCAACUAUUUGCCGCCCUUCGUACCAUAUCGGGCUCGAAGCUCAAUACUGUUCGAUUGUUGCACGCGGACACGGUGGAAGAUUUACGGGAGAACCACCGGUCUCUGUUGGAGAGUGAACUCGCUGAUAGCGCUUCUUCUAUCACCUUCCGCAUCGAGGACCACGAGGGUCAUCUCCUGUUGGCUUGAUACAUGGGAUCAUGGGUACAGCGACACUCAUGCGGUUUAUAUAUUGGUGUAUUCUCAGGGAUCUAUUUAAACGUAUCAUGCAUUCGGGAUCUGUAUUCAAUACAUGUACACUACUGCAAACAUCGCCCUUGCAUUGCUCCCGGCAUCCGCUAGGAUCGCCAUGAUCAGUUAUGCAUCUGAUGGAUCCUCAAGACCUCAUAGCCUGACUCAUCUAAAGGCGUCCUUUCGGUUGCUAACAAUAGACGUUGUCUAAGCGCUAGUCAGGUUAUUUUACCGUUCAAAGGGUGCUUACUAAGGAACGAGUGCUGCGUCUUCGCUCCCAUGAUCGUUAUCGAUUGAACCGAUCCUCACUAUAUCGCCCAUAGUGUCCACUACACGCAUAUAAAUGGCUGAUGUGUCGGAUAAGGUCGGAU
Suillus clintonianus is the source of this 1835-nucleotide messenger RNA. RefSeq lists its product as uncharacterized. The record is from RefSeq and is a predicted model, not a curated record. The transcript has 5 exons. Lineage: Eukaryota; Fungi; Basidiomycota; Agaricomycetes; Boletales; Suillaceae. The coding region runs from base 142 to 1422 and encodes 426 amino acids.